Messenger RNA from Linum tenue, 3343 nucleotides. Lineage: Eukaryota; Viridiplantae; Streptophyta; Magnoliopsida; Malpighiales; Linaceae. The record is from the annotation of a GenBank genome assembly.
GUGCGCCUUUCUUUCCCGCUGAAAAGAAGUACCAAAACUCCGCCAAUUCUAAUUGUCGGGACUGCGACAGUUGAUACUCUGCGGGAGCUCCCAAUUCCCAGUUCCCAUUGAAAACCUUCCCCUUUUCUGAAGCGAAAGCAACAACUUAUCAGAAACCCUACACCGCAAAGUUGUUUCGUUGUGGCCACCACCGUUACCACAGCAAUACUUGUGUGGACAGCUGAUGCCCAUAAUCACUGUGGGAAAAUAUCGACAAUUCCACCUUGAGUUGAUUAUGGGUUGCGGGUCCGCUUCUUUAUUAAGGCAUAGAUACGCAAUGGUUUCUGGGAUUUCUUAUUGUUCUAGAACCCAUAACCUUCUUCUUCUUCUUCUUCCAGUUUUCGUCUUUGCCUGCUACCUAUUUGAUGUUUUGCCCCUCCCGCAGUUUUUGUUGUUUUCCUCUUUGGUUUUGGUUGGGAAGCAUAAAAGUCGUGAGUUUGAGAGUUAUUAUGUAGUUCCGGAUUUUCUCGCUAUCAACACUUCGUACAAGUUAAAGGGUCUCUCUUGAGUUCUCUCUGCUGCGUGCUGCGUGGUUUUUUUAAGUUCCAAAGCUUCAUGCAACCAUUAUUGAACAAUUGCUUGGUUGAAUUAAUAUCUUGAGUUGUGUACGUGAAGAGGGUUGGAAGCUCUUUGUAAAAAUAUUUGCUUGAUUGGCUGGCUCUGACCGGAACUGUUCUGUUGCCUGUGAGUGAGACAUGGCAUCGUUGGUUAAAACUUUUCCUGUCUCUCUUCCUUUCUUGAGAAUUCCAGAGAGCAGCAAGCAUCAUUUUCAAGUGAAGGUACGGAGUUUAGACAGUGGUGCAAACUCAACUUCGACAGGAUUUUCAUCAGAUUCAGUGGUCGUGAAUGGAAGGAGUUUCACAAGAGGCAAAGAUGAGGUGGAGUCUCUGUUUGAUGGUGGUGCUGUUGAGCAGAAAGAGAAGAGCGUGGCUCCUCUGGUUGAUGACGAGAAUGAGAGAUUUAUGAGGUUAAGCAGUGUUCGUGAGAAAAAUAGAGGGAAAGGUGCUAUUUCAGAGGAUAUGGAUGUGUUAUGGGAUGAUGGAUAUGGAACCAAGACUGUGAAAGACUAUCUUAUUGCAUCUAAAGAUAUGAUUAGGCCAGAUGGAGGGCCACCUCGUUGGUUUUGUCCUGUUGAGUGUGGGGAACCUCUCAAAGAUUCUCCCAUUCUUCUAUUUCUUCCUGGGACCGAUGGUGUUGGCUUGGGACUUACGUUGCAUCAUAAGGCACUCGGGAAGGUGUUUGAAGUUAGGUGCCUCCAUAUUCCAGUUUAUGACCGAACUCCAUUCCAAGGCCUGGUGAAAUUUGUGGAAGACACUCUGAAGUUUGAGCAUGCCUCAUCUCCGAAUAAGCCAAUUUAUCUGGUAGGGGAUUCAUUUGGAGGAUGUUUAGCUCUUGCUGUCGCUGCCCGGAAUCCUCAAAUAGACCUUGUAGUCGUACUUGUCAAUCCAGCAACUUCGUUUACUAGGUCUCAGAUACAACCUCUGCUUCCUGUCUUGGAGGCUAUGCCUAACGAAUUCCAUAGUCUGGUUCCCUAUCUUUUGAGCGGCAUCAUGGGUAAUCCAUUAAAAAUGGCAAUGGUUGAUUUGGAAGAUAGGCUUCCUCCAAGAGCGAAAAUUGAACAGUUGUCUGGAAAACUUACAUCGUUACUUGGUUAUCUUUCUGUGUUAAGUGAAAUUAUUCCAAAGGAAACUCUUGUUUGGAAGCUGAAACUGAUACAGACAGGUUCUUCUUAUGCUAAUUCACGUCUGCAUGCUGUAAAAGCUGAAGUACUACUAUUCGCCAGUGGCCAAGAUUCUAUGCUUCCUAGCAAAAAUGAAGCUCAACGUCUGAAAAAGGGGUUGCAGAAUUGUCAAGUUCGUUACUUCAAAGACAACGGGCAUACCCUUCUAUUGGAAGAGGGCCUCAGUUUGCUUACUAUCAUUAAGGGUGUAGGCAAAUAUCGUCGUUCGCGGAAGGUCGAUUUUGUCAGGGAUUAUGUCCCACCCAGCAAAUCAGAAUUUGAACGGGUAUUCUUCAAAGAUGGCAGGUUCAUGCAGGCAGCUACUGGAACUGUGAUGCUGUCAACAUUACAAGAUGGAAGUAUAGUGAAAGGUCUAGCUGGAGUUCCAACACAAGGGCCUGUGCUGUUAGUUGGGUACCACAUGCUGAUGGGUAUUGAACUUCAGUCCCUUGUUGGGGAGUACUUGAAACAGAAGAACAUCCUCCUUCGCGGUAUAGCUCAUCCAGCAAUAUUCGGCGGCAGAUUUGAGUCCUCAUCCUCUGAGUUCAAUUUCCAGGACUGGAUUAAAGUGAUGGGUGGAGUACCAGUUGCAGCAAGCAAUUUUUUCAAAUUGCUCUCAUCAAAAUCACAUGUUCUUCUUUAUCCUGGAGGUGCCCGAGAGGCUCUACAUUACAAGGUAUGCAUGAUACACUGCUUUUUAACAUGAUAGCAUAGUCUUUGGCUGUUCAAAAUUACGCAUUUGAAUACUGAUAAUCCCCAAAAAGAGAGAUGGGAAGAUAAGAAGGCUGCAUAGUUCAGCCCCAUGUUGCCAGUUGAAGUUCCAUUUGCCUGUUAAAGGACGGCCGUUACUACUUUCAAUCUCCCCAUUGGCUCAAUUCAGCUACUGGUUUUCCUUUUCAACAAUUUCCAGGGGGAAGCACACAAGCUGAUCUGGCCUGAACAACAAGAAUUUGUCAGAAUGGCUGCCAAGUUCGGAGCUACAAUUGUACCGUUUGGAGGCGUUGGAGAAGAUGAUCUAGUAGAGUUAGUUCUGGACUACAAAGACCUGAUGAACAUCCCUAUCCUGAACAACUAUGUUAGAGACAUUGCUCACAGUGGUCCGAGAGUGAGGGAUGAGGCCAAAGGAGAAGUUGCCAACCAACAACUCUUUGUUCCAGGGCUUUUGCCAAAGGUUCCUGGCCGAAUGUAUUUUCUCUUCGGGAAGCCUAUAGAGACUACAGGAAGGGAAGACAUCCUCAGAAACAGAGAAGAAGCUCAACAGCUCUACUUGCAGAUAAAAUCUGAUGUCCAAGCAAAUAUAGAUUACCUUUUGAAGAAGAGAGAGAAGGAUCCUUACCGGAGUGUUUUUGACAGAAUGGUUUUUCGUGCACUGUAUCCUUCUUUGCAGGAAGUUCCCACAUUUGAUCUCUAAGAAGAGCCAUUGGCACUAAUUAAAGCAGUUGCUGCAAAUUCUGGCAUUCGUUCACAAAAAUUUGUUUGUAUAAAGGGAAGAAACGAGUAGGAUGCGAUUGCUAGGUCCUGAUAUAUAAUCGAUUAUCUGUUGUAUUGUCAUACAUUAGAGAAGUGGAAGACUUCGGUUAGACA